Plasmodium fragile is the source of this 2133-nucleotide messenger RNA. RefSeq lists its product as uncharacterized. The record is from RefSeq and is a predicted model, not a curated record. Gene Ontology annotation, cellular component: membrane. The transcript has a single exon. Lineage: Eukaryota; Apicomplexa; Aconoidasida; Haemosporida; Plasmodiidae. Gene Ontology annotation, biological process: metal ion transport. The coding region runs from base 1 to 2133 and encodes 710 amino acids. Gene Ontology annotation, molecular function: cadmium ion transmembrane transporter activity; manganese ion transmembrane transporter activity.
AUGAGUAACGCGCACGGGGGUAAGAGCGGCGCAAGUGGCGCCAGCAAUAAAGGCAGCAGCAACAGCAGCAGAGAGGCUAAUCUGUAUAGUGGCAGAAAUGGGACCUACCAAAAUGGAAACACCCAACGCAGGAACGGCAAGGAAAACCAAGCCAACGUGUACAGUUACCGAAUGAACGCGACGAGCACCCACUGGCAAGAUGAAAACGAUGUAGGGCAAGCCACAAAUGGGACAGUAGUAGCUGAUGCAGGAGACGUAGGACAAUCGAAUCAUGACGAUGCGUAUGAUGGAAGUUUUAUAAAAAAUGAUGUAUGCAGUUUUGCGAAAAUAAAUAAUGACAAUUCAAACAUUACUAGUAAUGCUACCUCCACGAAUUUUAAAGAAGAAGAAUCGAGCAUAGCAAAUAUUGAAAUGGACACAGAGAAGGCUCGAAGCAUGUACAUAAAGAAUUUACACUCUACGCAAUCGACCAUGAACAUUGAAGGGAAUAAUGAUAAAUAUGACGAGGAGGAUGAAUUGAUAGAAAUGCGUGAUGAAAAUAGCCGAAUAGAGGACUGUGUGUAUAAUUACAAGAAUAAAAGAAUGACCAAGAGUAAACGUAAACAUAACAGAUUGGGGGAUACAAUGGAUCACCAGCUAGCCGAUGAAGAUUAUGGAGACAAUGACAUGUACAACAAUUCAUUUUAUCUGUCUGAAAAUAUAGAAGAACAAUUAUGCACCGAGGACAAGAGUAUGUCGUUUUUGAAAAAACUCAAAAUGUGCUUUAACUAUUUUGGGCCAGGUUGGAUUGUAGCCAUAGCAUAUUUGGACCCAGGAAAUUUGUGCAGCAAUUUAAAUGUAGGGUUAAUUAGAUCACCAGAUAAAAGUUUUAAUAAUGGUAUGAUGAAGGAUUAUACAGGAUAUCAUUUACUAUGGAUUUUGGCAUAUGGUCAUAUUUUAGGUUUUGUUUUCCAAACGCUCUCUAUGAAGUUGGGACACGUGACAGGGUUAGAUUUGGCUUCCAUAUGUAACAAAGAAUUUGAUAAAAAGUAUUCUUACCUAUUGUACUUUUUUGUUCAGCUAGCCAUUUGGGGUGCACACAUGCAAGCCAUUGUAGGUACUUUUGUAGCUAUACAUUUGAUUUUUGGAAUAUCGGUGAAGGUAGCCAUUUUGUAUACCCUAGUGGAAGCACUAGUAUAUAGUUUUCUGGAAAACAAAAGUCUUAACCUUUUAGAAAAUGUGCUAAGUAUGCUGAUCGGACUGUUAGCUCUGUGUUUCAUUUUUAACGUUUUUAUGACCCCAAUUAACUACAAAGAAGUGGCUUACAGCAUUUUGUACCCAAGAAUUCCUCCAGGCAAAGGAUUUGAUGCCAUGGCACUAUUAGGAAGUAUCAUAUCAGCUCAUGUAUUUUAUUUACACACAAAUUUAACAUCCAAGAAGAAGGCCGUAAUAUUUAAUGAUAGAAUGUUACAAAGAUACAACACAUUGGGUACGGUCGAAUCAGCAGGUUCGCUGUUUCUCUCUUGUGUCACCAACUGCAUUAUUGUACUAACCUUUGCCGAAGUUAACAUCAAUGCGCGCGACAGGAAAGAUGCUUACAACCUUUUCACAGCAUACGAAGUGAUGAAAAAAUCAUUUGGGAAAAUUUCUAUGUAUAUAUGGUCCUUUGGUCUGCUAAGUAGUGGAAAUAACUCCAGCUUUAUGUGCGAAUAUGCAUCCAAGUCUGUAUUUGAAGGAUUUUUAAAUAAAAAAGUUAACACCUUUUUACGAGUACUAUCUUUCCGUUUCUUCCUUUUCUCCAUUUUGUAUUUAUUUUUACUAUACGAUAAGUACAGCAUUGACCAAAUGACAAAUUUUAUCAAUGUCAUCCAAGUCCUUCUGCUGCCUCUGGCCAUUGUACCUCUCUACCGAUUUAGUAUUCAUAAAAAUGUGUUAGGAAAAUAUGCUUUAACAAAAUAUUCCAAAGUAUUUAUUUUCAUCAUUGUUAUUUCGAUAAUCAUUGCCAACUUGACGUUGACCCUUUUUGAUUUCCUUCAGAAAGUGCAUAAUGUAUACUCUGUUUCUUUUGCCAUUAUAUUUUCCUUCCUUUAUUUAUCCUUUAUGCUUUUCCUUUUUAAGAUGCCAAUUACGAAGACCUACUGUCGCCUGAGAUGA